UGCUGGUGUUGUUGUUGUUGUUGUUGUUGUCGUUGUCGUUGUUGUUGUUCUUCUUGUUGUUGUUGUUGUUGUUGUCGUUGUCGUUGUCGUCGUCCUGCCGGGGUCGGCGGAUAGCAGUGCAGUACCUCUUCUUCCCUUACGCGCUCCCCCUUGCGUCGGCCGGGGUCGGCGGAUUAUAUAACAUGUAUAUAAUCGGUUACAGACGCACCUCACAUGGAUUUCAAAAACUAACGCCAUGCGACUUUGCAAUCUUGAUGCCAAGUCCGCAGCCAUUGUGGAGGUUUCGUUGUUUUCACACAUUUUUUCUGCAUUGGUUCUCAACAAUGCAGAGGUUGGGCUUUCUUUGAUGUGGCAGAAAUGCGAAAAAGGGGGCCACAGCUGGCCACAGCUGCCACCGGCUGGCCUUGGCAGGUGCCCCCGAGUUGGAGUUGCAGCAGGAGUGCUCCUCCUGAUGCUGGCACUCUUGGCUUUCACGCCCUCAAUGGAGGCACGCAGAAAUCUGCGUGGGAGCGCGCCGGAACAGAAAUGGAUGUUCCGUGGGCUCAUUGAUUUCAAGAAGGCGUUGAAAGCUGGUGUUGCUGACGUCAUCCACCAGGGUACGCAAGUGGCCACCUCUCUUGGGUUCGAAGAGGAGGGAGGUGCACCUGCUAAGCAGGUGAACACCACCGCUGGUGGAAAGUACCUGGUUGAGGAGCUUCUCAGCAACAAGAAACUCACGAAAGAGGUGAGACUGACUCCGACGCAGAUGGGGUGGGUUCAGCACGGGCGGAUCUUCAACAUCUACAUGAAGGAUGCGCAAGUUGGAGAUGCCACAAGAGUGUACAUUGGUCGAGAUGGAAACGUUCACUUCGAUAUUGAAGAUUUGGACGUGGGUGUUGAAUGCCAGUACGACCUUCGAUUGACCUCCUUAAACUUUGGUGAGACAGGCCGAGUAAAGGGAAGACUGAAGGGAAGCGGCAUGACAUUGCGCUUCCCCGAGAAAGGAGUUGGUAGAGGAAGCUGCGACUUCCAAAAAGGCUUGGACCUGGAGGUUCUUGAUGCGAUCAGUGACCGGGAUGCGAUGAACGUUGCAAUUGAUGACAUCUUGCAGCAGAAUUUGGUUGGCGUCCGCUCUGAAAUUGUGGAGGAGAUGGAGGACGGCCUGUGCCGGGCUCUCCUUGCACCUGAUAUCUUCGUGAAUGAUCCAAAAGCUGCGGUCCCCUUGCCAGCGCCGCGGUCAAUGUGGCCUCUUGUCGUAGGUGCGGUGUUGGUGCUGUUUGUUUUGCUUGUUGCAACUUUCUUCCUGGGCCGUUGCUCUGCGCAAGAGGAUUACUGCUCGCAGUCCAAAGUGUUGCGAGACGAGGAGGAGGGCAGCUCCGAAUCUGAGGGAGAUGUUAAUGAACUUGUCAAUUUUAAGCACAGCAGGUACCAUUGAUAUCACUGAAUUCAGUGACAUCACCGCGACGGCAUCAGGAUCAUCAGAUAGAUCGAUCUUGAAUGUUGGCGAGACUCACUGUGACAGAAACAAUGCAGCGAAAA
This is a messenger RNA of Cladocopium goreaui, 1518 nucleotides long. NCBI's taxonomy places the organism in Eukaryota, Dinophyceae, Suessiales, Symbiodiniaceae. The record is from the annotation of a GenBank genome assembly.